AUGGAAUCCCGGAAGACUGUCCUGGGUGAUGACAGACAGCCAACUCAGAACUCUGAUCUCAUAAAGGGAGUUUUCCCCUUGUCUCACCCCGCUUGGGACUACAACUCGGCAGAAGGUAACGAGAGGCUCCAGGUCUACCGCCAGACUCUAAUGGCAGGUCUCAAGGCUGCAGCAUGCAAGCCUACCAAUCUGGCCAAGGUAUAUGAUGUAAAACAGGGUAAAGAUGAGAGUCCAGCGGCAUUCCUAGAAAGGAUCAUGGAGGCAUUCAGACAGUACACCCCUAUGAAUCCAGAGGCCCCAGAGACCAAAGCUGCCAUAGUUAUGGCUUUUGUUAACCAAGCCACUCCAGACAUUAAAAGGAAAUUACAGAGUGUAGAAAAACUAGGAAAGAAGAGCCUACAGGAUCUGAUAGUGGUGGCAGAAAGAGUCUACAAUAACAGAGAGACCCUGGAGGAGCAACAGGCUAGGAUAAGUGACCGUCAGACUCAGAACCUGGCUAAGAUCCUACUGGUCACCACCAUGGAUGAUCCACAUGAAAAGCAGAGAUGUCUCAAGAAGCUGGCUUCAGGAGAAGGUAAGGGGGACAGCCGCCACCGAGAACACCCCAAACUGAAUAGAAACCAGUGUGCUUAUUGCAGGGAAGAAGGCCACUGGGGGAGUCGGGGUUUGGCACCCCUCCCCGAGCCCAGGGUAACCCUUAAAGUGGAGGGGAAACCAAUUAAAUUCCUAGUAGACACCGGGGCACAGCACUCUGUCUUGCUACAACCUCAAGGGAAGUUGGCAAAUAAGACCUCAUGGGUACAGGGGACCACAGGCACUAAACAAUAUUCAUGGACUACCCAAAGAACAGUGGAUCUCAGCGUGGGCCGGGUAACCCACACCUUCAUGGUCAUUCCUGAGUGCCCCUACCCCCUGUUAGGCCAGGACCUACUCACCAAGAUAGGAGCCCAAAUUAGUUUCCACCCUGAAGGGGCAAAGGUUCUGGAUAAAGAGGGACACCUGAUCCAGGUGCUUGUCAUGAACCUGGAAGAUGAAUAUCAUCUUCACCAAAGGCCCCCAGAACCAAUGACCGACAUUGACCACUGGUUGCAGGAGUUUCCCCAAGCGUGGGCAGAAAUGCUGGCCAAUCUUGGGGAAACUGGGGGAAUGGGAUUGGCCCAACAUCAGCCAGCGAUAUACAUUGAACAAAAGCCAGAAGCAGAACCAGUCAGAGUCUGCCAAUACCCCAUGCCUCUCACAGCAUGGAUGGGGAUCACCCCACAUGUUUGGUGACUGCUAGACUCAGGCAUACUGUGGCCUUGUCAGUCAGCAUGGAACACUCCCCUGCUGCCGAUAUGAAAGCCACACUCUAAUGAUUAUAGACUGGUCCAGGACUUGAGGGAAGUUAACCGACGGGUGAGAAUACACCCUAUGGUCCCAAACCCCUACACCCUCCUCUCCACCUUGCCCCCAGACAAGACUUGGCAUACAGUGCUAGACCUAAAGGAUGCCUUUUUCAGCUUGCCCUUGGCCCCAAAGAGCCAAGACCUCUUUGCUUUUCAAUGGGUGGACCCAGAGAAGGGCAACAAUGGCCAACUCACCUGGACUCGACUACCGCGAGGAUUCAAGAAUUCGCCCACCAUCUUCGACGAGGCACUGCAUGAAGACCUAGGUGAGUUCUGUGCCAAACACCCUAAUCUGACUCUAUUACAAUAUGUAGAUGAUAUCCUGUUGGCAGCAGAGGACCAGGAAACAUGCCUACAAGACACCAAGGACUUGCUCCAAACGAUAGCAACUCUGGGAUACUGGGCUUCAGCUAAAAAGGCCCAGAUCUGCAGAAUGGAGGUGAACUACCUGGGGUACAAAUUAAAAGAUGGACAAAGAUGUUUAACGGAUGCACAAAGGAGACCGUCAGGAGAAUCCAACAGCCUCGAAAUGUCCGCCAGGUACAUGAAUUCCUAG
Molecule: messenger RNA, 1941 nt
Organism: Mustela erminea (ermine)
Lineage: Eukaryota; Metazoa; Chordata; Mammalia; Carnivora; Mustelidae
Biological process (GO): virion assembly; proteolysis
Molecular function (GO): aspartic-type endopeptidase activity
Source: RefSeq, a predicted model, not a curated record